AUCAGAGGCCACACCAUCAUAGCAGUGGAGCAGGCCAGCCGGGACAGGGUCCUCAUGUGGCACCUGCUGCAUCACCAGGCUGUGUGAACGGACUCAAUUGCCAGAACUCACAGAACAGCAGUAUGAGCACCAAAACCUCACAGGAAAAAUGGAGAAAGUGAUGGAUGAUUUCAGAACUUCAGCUCCUGAGGCAAGAGGUCCUCCCAACCCUAAUGUCGAAUAUAUUCCCUUUGAUGAAAUGAAGGAAAGAAUACUGAAAAUUGUCACUGGAUUUAAGGUGCACGGCCAUCAAACUGGAACAUCAGCUCCCCGGCCCUCAAACUGCAACUGGAAUAUCAUCUCAACAUCAGCUCCUCUCCAGGUCUGCGGCUGCAAGACCCUCAAAUAGGAAAAUUAGUUCCUCGCCGGGUCCGCGGCUGCGAGACCCUCAAACUGGAACAUCAGCUCCUCCCCGG
Symphalangus syndactylus (siamang) is the source of this 455-nucleotide messenger RNA. Its product is annotated as serine/threonine-protein phosphatase 4 regulatory subunit 2-like. Lineage: Eukaryota; Metazoa; Chordata; Mammalia; Primates; Hylobatidae. Gene Ontology annotation, molecular function: protein phosphatase regulator activity. Gene Ontology annotation, cellular component: protein phosphatase 4 complex. The record is from RefSeq and is a predicted model, not a curated record.